Mycena indigotica is the source of this 909-nucleotide messenger RNA. RefSeq lists its product as uncharacterized. The transcript is spliced from 4 exons. Bases 1 to 909 code for a protein of 302 amino acids. NCBI's taxonomy places the organism in Eukaryota, Fungi, Basidiomycota, Agaricomycetes, Agaricales, Mycenaceae. The record is from RefSeq and is a predicted model, not a curated record.
AUGGCUAGAAGCAAAAUGCUUUGUCAGAGUGACAUCAUGAAGGCGGAGAUUUUCGCGUCUUACAAGGCCUUUCUUCGACAAACGCGAAAGCUUCCAACGCAAUACCUUAGGCAGUUCUGGCGUCUCAAGGCCUUUGACGAUGUUCGUGCAAUCCUUGGGGCUCAAACUCUUCACAUUCGUCAAACCAAACUUCAGCGAAUGGCAAAGGACACCCGCCGUCUGGAAGCUGCAAACAGCCACAAAAUCCAUGCCUUGGAUCACGUCCUGAAGGUAGCCUAUGGUCGCAAGGGCAAGCUCAAACGCGAACUUAUCGAGCCUCUGUUGUCUGACCCCAAUGCGCCGUUACCUACACCAAUAAUACCUGGCGUCGAAGAUUCGCGACCGCCGAUAUACUCGCCAGAACUGAGGGCCCUGCUAACGUCUUCUGCGUCUCGGCCGUCGGCAGUCUUGAGAAAUGACGCACUGGAAACACCCCCCACAUUGCCUGCUCGGGCUAAUCCCAAAUCUGAGGAAGCCAAGCUUCUAGGUCCCUUCAGCAAACGACGUGAAGUCAACAUUCGAUGGCGGCACUUUGUGAAGGAAUCGCGCAAAGUCAAGCCACCACUCCAGGUCACGGUGAACGACAGUUCAGGCUCUGUUAAAACCGAAGCUACUCGUGAAGUUGGCAUUCGUUCGUUGCCAAUGCAGGAUUGGGGUGUUUUUGAAGACAUCGAAACUCACGCAACGUCUCCACACCUUUCACGCUGGAUCCGUCGCCGAUUCCAGACUCUUCUCAACGACGUGCCAGUUCUGCAGUAUCAGAGCAACAAAAAGUACACUGUCGCACUCUCUGAGCAAAGGCUCUCAUCCGACCAACAAAAAAAGCUGAACGUGAUGGACGAUGCGGAUGUCAAGUGGUUGGAGCGCUAA